AGCUGCUCUCCCCUUCCCCCUCGAGUCGUAUUCCACCCUCCGAAAAGAGAUCACAAGAUCCUAUUUCAAAGGAAUUUCUUGUUCUCUCUCCCGUGUCCUCUCACUGUAGUUUCCUUAAUAUUAAUUAUUAUUGCGAUUACCAUCAUCUCCCCGUGCCACAUCGUGCUCUCUCUCUCUGUGCGUGUGUGUAUUUUUUCUCCUUCUUUUCCGCUGCUGCUACCUCACAUGCUGACGUAAAACAUAAAUCAACCAGCAACCAAACAGAAACAAGAAUCCCUUGCGAUAUUGUUGAGCUUCGCUCCCGAAUAUAUAUAUAUAUAUAUAUAUAUAUUAAAAGCGCGAUUGCGCCGUCACUGGCACCGUCAGCCAAACAACACAACACAUCUGAGCGCUGCUGCUCCUUCCUCCGUCCUUCCUCCCCUUCGCUUUCCACGCUCCACGUGCGUUCUCACAUCAGUACUAUUAUUAUUAUUACUAUUGAAUUGUGACAGCGCAGCAUCGCCCUUUUGUUGGUGUUCACAUAUAUAUAUAUGCAGAGAGAGAGAGAGUUUUUCUGUUUGGUUCUUGUCUGCGCAUCUGUGGCACGCCAGUCAUGGAGCUUCAGGCGACCAUGGCGCUGGACAGAGACGCGGUGAACACCGUGACACUGCGGCUGCUUCCCCCGUCCACCGCCCCCGCCUCCGCCACCUGUUGGCUUCUCCUCCACACCGUUCCCAUCACCGCCAGCCUCUCCCGCACACUCAGCCGGUUGGUCUCCAUCGAGGAGACGGCCAUGGCGCAGGCCCCGCUGGAGCUCACACCACCGCCGACAACAUCCACAGCAGCGAUGACGACACGACCAGCGGAUGGCAUCACCGCAGCAACGACACGAAGCAGCGCCUCGCGGCGACUCGGCGAACAGACGUCUGCUCUUUCUUCCGCUGCUGCUUCCCAUUCGCCCUCGCCGUCUCCUUCUGCUGCCUCCUCGGAGUCCAGCGCGCCGUCGUCGGUCAACGCGUCGUUCGCGCAGGCCCAGACGGCGGGCUGGGUGGAGCUGGUACGUGUCGGCUACAUCGUGAGCGAGAUACACGCCUACUGUAUUCUGCUGAAGUGCCACUGCCCGUCACAGGCGGUGUGGAUGAAGGCCGCGCUGGAAGAGGGCGCCGCGUUAGCUGUGACGGCCCCGGUGGAGUUCGUGAGUGAUGAGCAGCCGACCACUGUCACCCGGCGCACCUUUGCGGAGACGUGGGAAGAGGGGAAGGUGGCGGCGGCGCGUGAAGAAGGGCGAACCGACGCGGGCACUUCGCCGGUAGAUGGAGGUGCAGACACGCAGAUGGACGCCGGAGUGGCGAUGGGAUCCGCCGCGCCGCUCCUCGCCCCACACGCGCGGCGACAACAGCGGAUGCGGGAGACGCAAAACGAUGGCGACGGGGCUCGUGUGGUUGUUGGUGAAGAGGGCAGUGCGGACGGCGCGGCGGGGCAGGGGCAGAGGUGGCGCACCGAAGUUCACGUCAUGUCGCUCUUCGACGCGGUGACCACGAUUUACUCGGUGCGGGACGGGGAGGGAGGGGAGAACGACGAGGCCGGCGGCGAGGAGGUAGACGAGCACGAUAGUAGUGCUGGACGGCGGGCAUCCGAGCUGCGUCGGUCCCUCCGUGAGACACCACCGCAGCAGCAGCAGCAGCAAGAUGGCAAUAAUAACCGCAGAGGUGGUCACAGUCGUUUCUCGCAGGUGCUCCGACGGCCGGCCAGCGAUCAGGCCCUGUCAGCGCCCUCUUCUCCCGCGCCCUAUCACCGCAAGUCCCCCAUGGCGUCUUCUGCUGCGGCAGUAACCGCGGCGGAAGGCUCUAGAACACCACCGAUGGCGGGCGCCGGUCGUGCUCGUGGGGCGAUGACAGCUGCGAAGGGCGUUGCCCCGCCACCGUCGCCGCAUACCGCCCGAUUCAAUCGCCAAGCACACACGCCACUGCACCUACCGAACCCAUGCGGGGGGGAGGCGGGCGCUACGCCGCUGCGGCUUGACAGCUCCAACACGAAGUACUAUGCGAAGGAUCCUCAGCAGCGGGGGCGGGCCGCAGAGGGGUCCUUGCCCGUAUCACCAGAGGCGACAACAGCGGGCUGCCUCCGCGAAGAGUUCUGCGCCAUUUGUCAAGUAGACCCGCUGCGCAGCGCCGCCUGCGUGACGACGCUGUGUCAGCACUCCUUCCACCUGCACUGCUACGCGCAGCUUCCGUCGGGGUCCGCAGAGUGCCCGCUGUGCCGCUUCUCUGUCUACGAGCUGCUGAACGACGCUCGCUGCGAGGUGUGCGGCACCUACGAAGACUUGUGGGUGUGCCUCAUCUGCGGCCACGUCGCCUGCGGGCGAGCCCGGCGGGACCAUCAGCAGGAGCACUACCGCAGCUCCGGCCACUCCUGCGCGUGGCAGAGCAGCACGAACCGCAUCCGCAACCUCAGCUCACGCAUGUUCCUCCACCAGGAGGUGGCGCUGCUGCUGGACGAGGCGGAGGCGGACGAGGCCGCGCCGUCGGCGUCCGCUGCAGCCGGGGAUGGAGGUGGCUUCGAUCCGCUGCGUCACAUGUCCUGGGCGGAACCCGUCGACUCCGACUUGCGGGAGGCGCUGAACGAGAGCAAAGAGGAGGCCGUCGCGCACUACUACACGUCGUUUCUUCAACAGCUGGCGGAGGAGCAGCGGCUAUACUACGAGCAGCGUCUGGCGCAGCUGCGCGGUCGUCGUGAGCGUCGUCGCUGGCGCGCGGAGAUGCGGAAAGAGGAGGCGGACGAAGACGCAGUGCACAAGCGGGGCGCAGAGAGUGGAAUGUGCCACCAUGGCGCACAGCAACAGGCGUCGCCCUACGCCUCCGUGUACGCCGUUGUUCGCGAGGAGCGGCGGCAGCGGCGGCACGUGCUGGCGGAGUACGUCCCCGCCACGGUGCAGCUUCUCCAGCAGGCGCAGCGGGCCUCCACCAGCUUGUACAACACCCUCAAGUCAUCACGGGAUGACGUGCAGCAGCAGGUGCUGCUCCGCUCGCACUUCAACGCGGGACUGGUCACGGAGCUGGGGCAGGUACGCCAGCGGACGCGCGAAGCGGAGAAGAAGGGGGAGAAGAACCUGCAGGUGAAGAGCGCUGAGGAAGCCGCGCUGCAGAAGAAGGUGGAGGAGGCGCUGUCGGCACUGUAG
This is a messenger RNA of Leptomonas pyrrhocoris, 3157 nucleotides long. RefSeq lists its product as hypothetical. The record is from RefSeq and is a predicted model, not a curated record. Lineage: Eukaryota; Euglenozoa; Kinetoplastea; Trypanosomatida; Trypanosomatidae. Gene Ontology annotation, cellular component: cytoplasm. Gene Ontology annotation, biological process: protein ubiquitination; Ras protein signal transduction. The transcript has a single exon. Gene Ontology annotation, molecular function: zinc ion binding; ubiquitin protein ligase activity. The coding region runs from base 593 to 3157 and encodes 854 amino acids.